Messenger RNA from Diaporthe citri, 1755 nucleotides. RefSeq lists its product as uncharacterized. The coding region runs from base 1 to 1755 and encodes 584 amino acids. Gene Ontology annotation, biological process: circadian regulation of gene expression; entrainment of circadian clock by photoperiod. Lineage: Eukaryota; Fungi; Ascomycota; Sordariomycetes; Diaporthales; Diaporthaceae. The record is from RefSeq and is a predicted model, not a curated record. Gene Ontology annotation, cellular component: cytoplasm; nucleus. The transcript has a single exon. Gene Ontology annotation, molecular function: DNA binding; FAD binding.
AUGGCACCCAAACGUAAAGCACCAGUAGCCACCGAUCUGGCCAACGGAGCCACGCCCAAGAAGCCGAAGACAGCCUCCCUCUCUGAGCCCCACCCCUUCCACAAAGAAGCCGAGCAGCAUGGUAUAGUGCUGAGGAAAUACUACCCUCACGAAAUGAGCAACGCCCGUGCUCUGGCAUACAAUGACAAUGCCCUUACCCGCCCCAUCGAGGAGCUCCAAUCCGCCAUGCAGCAGACCGCCGCUGCUCGCAAGAAGGUGAAGGCUACGGGAUCCGUAGUCCACUGGUUCAAGAUGGAUCUGAGAAUGAAGGACAAUACCGCCCUCUCCAUGGCGAGCGAAAAGGCCAAGGACGCAGGCGUGCCACUGAUCGGAUUAUAUAUAAUUAGCCCCCAAGACUGGGAGGCACACUUGACAGCCCCCAUCCGUGUCGACUUCAUGCUGAGGACUCUGGAGGUUCUGAGGGCCGACUUGGACAAAUUGGACAUUCCACUACACGUUGAGGUGGUGGAGAAACGGAAGGACAUCCCACAGAGAAUCGCCAAUCUGAUGGACGACUGGGCCGCGAACCAUCUCUAUGCCAACAUCGAGUACGAGGUCGACGAGCUGCGGCGAGAAGCCAAGAUGGUGAAAAUGCUGGCUGGGAAAGAGAAGGCUUUCGAGCUCGCGCACGACACGUGUGUAGUCCCACCUGGCAAGCUCAUCACCGGAUCUGGGAGGCAAUACGCUGUUUAUUCUCCGUGGUAUCGCUCCUGGGUUGCACACGUUCAUGCAAAUCUGGACCUUCUGGAAAUUUUCAACAGCCCAGAAAAGAACCCUGCAUCUGCAAGGUCAAAGUAUGAGACACUCUUCAACUGCAACAUCCCAGAGGCACCAGCGAGCAAAAAGCUCUCAGCGGAAGACGCCAAAAGAUACGCCUCUAUCUGGCCGGCUGGGGAGCACGAGGCGCACAAGAGAUUGGAAAAGUUCUGCGAGGAGAGGGUUGGCUCGUACGGCGCGAAGCGGAACUUUCCUUCGCAGAAUGGCACCUCGACGCUGUCGGUCCAUCUCGCCAGCGGCACAAUCAGCGCAAGGACCUGCGUGCGGACGGCAAGGGACCGUAACACCACCAAGAAACUUAACGCCGGGAACGAGGGGAUCCAGACGUGGAUAAGCGAAGUCGCGUGGCGGGAUUUCUACAAGCACGUCCUCGUGAACUGGCCGUACAUAUGCAUGAACAAGCCAUUCAAGCCCGAGUACUCCAACAUCGAGUGGUCAUACGACAUGGAUGAAUUCAACGCUUGGACUCUUGGGAAGACUGGCUUCCCCAUCGUUGACGCCGCCAUGAGGCAGGUCCGCCAAAUGGGACACAUGCACAACCGCGCCCGUAUGAUCGUCGCCUCGUUCCUCUCGAAGGACCUGCUCAUUGACUGGAGGAUGGGCGAGCGGUGGUUCAUGGAGAACCUGAUUGAUGGCGAUUUUGCGUCGAACAACGGGGGCUGGGGCUUCUCUGCCUCGGUGGGCGUGGACCCACAGCCGUACUUCCGGGUGUUCAACCCGCUGCUGCAGAGCGAGAAGUUUGACGCUGAUGGGGAGUAUAUCCGGAAAUGGAUCCCAGAACUCAAAGACGUCAAGGGCAAGGCGAUCCAUGAUCCAUAUGGGAGAGGGGCGGGCGCGAUUGCGAAGAAGGCUGGAUAUCCGAAGGCGAUGGUCGAGCACAAGGGAUGUAGGGAGAGGGCGCUGGCGGCUUAUAAAAAGGGAAUCGGAGCUGAGAAGUAG